This is a messenger RNA of Grus americana (Whooping crane), 1401 nucleotides long. It is a transcript of the gene NME5, whose product is annotated as NME/NM23 family member 5. The transcript has 7 exons. NCBI's taxonomy places the organism in Eukaryota, Metazoa, Chordata, Aves, Gruiformes, Gruidae. Gene Ontology annotation, biological process: negative regulation of oxidative stress-induced intrinsic apoptotic signaling pathway; spermatid differentiation; CTP biosynthetic process. Bases 114 to 779 code for a protein of 221 amino acids. Gene Ontology annotation, molecular function: nucleoside diphosphate kinase activity. The record is from RefSeq and is a predicted model, not a curated record.
GGCAAGUGCUGAAGCGUCACCUCAAGGACUCAAAUGCAAUGGCCUGUUUCAGCUGAAUUCAUCAACAGCACCUCGGAUCCCACAGUUUUUGAGAAAUUGUACGAAAGGAGCGCAUGAAUUCUAAUUUAGAAGCCGAGAUGCAGGUGUUAAUGCCCCAACCUCAGAUUUUUGUGGAAAGAACUCUGGCCCUCAUCAAACCAGAUGUCGUUGAUAAAGAAGAAGAAAUAGAGGAUCUCAUUCUCCGGUCAGGAUUUCUGAUUGUUCAGAAACGGAAACUCCAGUUAAGCCCAGAGCAAUGUAGCAACUUUUAUGCAGACCAAUACGGAAAAGUGUUUUUUCCUAAUUUAACAGCCUAUAUGAGUUCCGGGCCUUUAGUUGCUAUGGUUCUUGCCAGACAUUGUGCAGUCUCAUACUGGAAGGAAUUGCUUGGACCAUCAAACAGCGUAAGAGCUAGGAGAACUCACCCUCACAGCUUAAGAGCAAUCUAUGGGACUGAUGACCUGAGGAAUGCACUCCAUGGCAGCCUCAACAUUUCCUCAGCAGAAAGAGAAAUUCGAUUCAUGUUUCCAGAAGUGAUCUUGGAGCCAAUUCCAGCUGGACAAAGAGCCAGGGAUUACUUGAACCUUUAUGUAAAGCCUACAUUACUAGCUGGGCUCACUGCACUGUGUAAAGAGAAACCAGCAGAUCCAAUGACUUGGCUUGCUGACUGGUUGAUUGAACACAAUCCUAAUAAACCUAAGCUACAGCAUCAGACCACCGAAGAAGAGUAUCAGGGGUGAGAGCUCAGUGGAAACCAUCUCAAGCAUUCCAAGUUACAAAUAAUAUAUUAUCAUUUUCACUGUAUCCUUUGGCUAUGUAAUCAAUUUUAUCUGAAGUUAAUGUUCUUGUCAUAACUACCUGUGUCUUCAUGGGAUAAAUAAACUUACACUUAACCAGGAUUUAAUAGUUCUAGUCGCUUUUCUAUUAACAAAGUGAAUGUAGAACUAUUUGAUAAAUUUACGGUGUCAGGUGACUAGAAAAAGACAAAAUGCCCAUCAGGUGUGACUUAACUGCUGUUUUCUUCAUUUAUCUUGGUUUGGCUGUCUGGAGAGAACCAAGUUACUUACACCAGUGCAGAUUCCCAAAUGACAUACAGCUGGCCUGUGCUUUGUGAAACUGAGAGUUAUGUUUCAGCAUUUUUUCAGCAGACAGAAAUUCCUUUAUGAAGGGAGGGACUUGGGUGUAGCAGAAAACAGUUACUGGAGACAUAUUAGCAACUUUAGAAUUUUAAUUGCUGAUUACAUCACCAAGCUAAGGUCGCUCUUGAAGAUGAUUCACUUGAGCCUGACGUAUUUUGUCAGAAUGUAAUCUGAAGGACUUAUUUGACGGUACAUCAAAUGGACCUUUUCCGUCUCAGUGGCA